CAAUCAUAUUACUUCUCAAUGUAUGCAUGACCAGCAGAGGCACAGGGCCUCCUUGCAUGAAGCUCUCCUCAAUGGCGCGGACGGUCAGCCAUACCAAGAAUUCAGGAUAUGUCUUUACGGUCUCUCCCAUAUGAGGUUGUCUUCAUGAUUGUUCAAAAUCUAAGCUUGGAAGAUACUUUUCACCUGUCCCUGUCCAGUCGAUGGCUCCGAUAUUUGAUCCAAGAUGACAGGUGCUGUAAACCACUUCUGGAGGCACUUGCUGUGGCCACGGCAGAGGUUCAGGAGGCCCGCAUCUCGGGGAAGUGGUCAGGGGCGCUACGCCGGCUUGUUCAGCGGCGACAGGCCAUUCGCGCUGCGGCACCCUUCACCGCUGCGAUCCUCGCAGUAGCUGAGUCAUGGCUGUACUCUGGUGGCGUGCUAUGCCACAUCCUGGACCGGACACUACGAGUGCUGGAUGUGUAUGGGUCGCAGUCUGAAGAGACAGUCUUCGACAUCCGCAGCUUGCUUCACAAGAAGCUGCCGCAGCCGAGGGGCCGGAGGCGAUAUAAGUUCGAGCUUCUGCACUACGCCGAGGGGUUCGUGUCAUGCCUCUACAGCCGUUCGCGGCCCUACUCUGAGAGCUUCCUGGUCGUCCUCAAAGUGCCCGAGGGGAGCCUCGUCACGACCCGGCCGCUCGAGUCAACCUGCAAACUUUUCGUAAGAAAUAACGCUGAUUUUCUCUACUUCGGCACGCACUCCGAGAUCGGGGAGGAUGGCUUCCGCCGAUGGGUCCUGACAAACUAUGACAUUAACGGAGGUCAAUGGGCAAGGAAUAAGAUACACCUCAUCGACAUGGUCGGCUCAGACAUUGGACAGUCUCUCUGCUUCGAAAUCAUUGAUGGCUACUUUUACGGACUGUCUAACCAGACCAGCUUCGAAGUGAACGAAGUAGACUGGACCUCCUACUAUCAUUGUUUUCGGUUCCCUGUUGACCGACCACGCCAAGAGCUGACUGAUAGGGCGGACAAGAAGCAAAUGUGGCGUCGCCAGCAUGCUGACGGACCUAUAGACGACCGGUGGUCCUUUGUCCGCCUUGUCAAGAACGAGGAGACCGGUCAGAUACAGAUUCUCGAGUCCAGAAAAGAGUGGCUAGACAAGCGAAGUUCUAGCCAGAGGGCUUAUUACACUACAGACAUAAUCUGGAAGUCCAAAAGGGACGACAACCAGAGCAAUGAUACUGAAGCGACUGCGGGCGCUGGAGCCGGAGCUUCAUCGAAAACCCAUCUUCGCAACCCAUACAAGACGCAUAUAGGAGAUGAUUCCUCGGCGAGCGUGAUGAUCACGCUCAGUAAGUGUCAUAUCAGGUCUUACCAUUACGAGAGCCAAGCCUUCCUCGAUCUCGUGGAUAAUCCGCAUCCAGACGACCUGAGCAGCAAGGCUCGCCUGCAACUCCGCUCAGGGUCGAGACAGCUUCGCCCGGCGGCCCAGCUCGGUCCCGACUCACCAGGACAUGACAAGACGCUGCCGCACACAGCGCGCAUUAUGCAUCUCUACAAGAAUGAUGGGAAAAACACUAUAACGCUCUGGCCCCCGACACCUGAGGAAGGCGAGCAAGCAGGGGCUGAUGCAGCCGGUCUAGAGAAGUUGGGGAAGAUCAUCAACCCACCGUCGCAUACAGGCAACGUGAAGGGCGUGUGGGAUGAAAGAUCAUUCGUCUACUCUGUAGGAAGUAACGCAGAUGGCGUCCAAGCUAUUGUUUUUGUAGGUUUCGACCCCAGCCUCAAGUUGAAGGGCCUG
Messenger RNA from Cryphonectria parasitica EP155, 1776 nucleotides. RefSeq lists its product as uncharacterized. The transcript has 3 exons. NCBI's taxonomy places the organism in Eukaryota, Fungi, Ascomycota, Sordariomycetes, Diaporthales, Cryphonectriaceae. Gene Ontology annotation, molecular function: protein binding. The record is from RefSeq and is a predicted model, not a curated record. The annotation marks the transcript as partial.